This is a messenger RNA of Zootoca vivipara (common lizard), 1710 nucleotides long. NCBI's taxonomy places the organism in Eukaryota, Metazoa, Chordata, Lepidosauria, Squamata, Lacertidae. The record is from RefSeq and is a predicted model, not a curated record.
AUGUGCACUUGGCAGACAGCAAUUCAACAUGAUUUUCAAGGCUCCAAAUCUGAUAUCCUCAUUGGUGAAUUUGUAUCCACCGUAAUUCCUUAUAAGGUUUUAUUCAACUUUACAGCACAGUCACCACGCUCAGCUUCUACCACAAAAGUACAGGUAAUCCCUAAACACUAUCAGCACAUCAUUGCCUUUGUAUUUGCCAUUCAUGAAAUCAACAGAAAUGAUCACUUGCUCCCCAACAUUACUCUGGGCUCAAACGUACAGGAGAAUGCUUUCAAUCCAGAAAGAGUGGUUUGGAGUUUCUUUCAUCUACUCUUCACAGGAGAAGGGAAUCCCCUCAAUUAUAACUGUGCCAGGGAGAAGAAGCUCAUGGGCAUCAUUGGUGAUCUGACCUCACAGAACUCCAUCCAGUUGGCCAACAUCUUGAAUACUUACAAGUUUCCACAGCUUCGCCCAUUUCUGAGAAAUGUCCGCUUUAAUAAUAGUGCUGGGGAAGAAAUAUUUUUUGAUGAGAAUGGGGAUGUAGCAGCUGGAUAUGAUAUUGUCAACUGGGUCAUGUUCCACAAUAAAUCCUUCCGCAGACUCCUAGUUGGAAGGAUGGACCCGAAGCAUCCUGGAGGAAAAAGGUUCAUAAUCAACAGAAGAAACAUUGUGUGGAAUCAGAAGUUUAAUCAGAAGACCCCUCGUGCCAAAUGUGUUGAAAGCUGCCACCCUGGAUACAGCAGAAUCGUUCAGCAGGGGCAACAAGUGUGUUGCUAUGGUUGCGCUCAGUGUCCUGAAGGAAGGAUUUCUGUUCAUAUUGAUGCGGACCAAUGUGAGAAGUGCCCAGAAGAUCAAUAUCCAAAUGAGGAAAAGAAUCAAUGCAUUCCCAGAACGGUCACCUUCUUAUCCUAUGGAGAACCUUUGGGGGCAGUUUUGGCAUCCUUUGCCCUUUUCUUUUCCAUUAUCACGGUUGUGGUGAUGGGCACCUUCAUUCAGCACCACAACACACCCAUUGUCAAAGCCAACAACUGGAGCAUCACAUGUAUCCUGCUCUGCUCUGUGCUUCUUUCCUUUCUGUGCUCCUUCCUCUUCAUUGGCCAACCUCAGAAAGUGACCUGCCUUCUCCGGCAAACAGUUUUUGGAACCAUAUUUUCCAUUGCAGUUUCUUGUGUGUUGGGCAAGACCAUCACUGUCGUUCUAGCCUUCAUUGCUACUAAGCCUGGAAACAAGAUGAGGAAAUGGGUCGGGAAGAGACUGGCAAUGUCCGUCAUCAUUCUCUGCUCCCUUAUUCAAAUUGGUAUCUGUGUUGUAUGGCUGGUAACGUCUCCUCCGUUCCCUGAGUUGGACACACACUCCCAGAUGGGACAAAUAAUAGUUCAAUGCAACGAAGGCUCAGAUUUGAUGUUCUACAUUGUCCUGAGCUACCUGGGUCUUUUGGCCAUCAUCAGCUUCACUGUGGCUUACUUGGCCAGGAAGUUACCUGAUGCUUUCAAUGAAGCCAAGUUGAUUACCUUCAGCAUGUUGGUCUUCUGCAGUGUUUGGGUGUCUUUUGUUCCAUCCUACCUGAGCACCAAAGGGAAGUACAUGGUGGCUGUGGAGAUCUUCUCCAUUUUAGUCUCUAGUUCUGGUUUAUUAGGUUGUAUCUUCCUUCCCAAGUGCUAUAUUAUUUUAAUGAGACCUGAUCUAAACACCAGAGAACAGAUCACAAAGAGAAAAAAAGAUGAUGCUUAA